This is a messenger RNA of Chironomus riparius, 1494 nucleotides long. The record is from the annotation of a GenBank genome assembly. NCBI's taxonomy places the organism in Eukaryota, Metazoa, Arthropoda, Insecta, Diptera, Chironomidae.
AUGAUCUUCAUUUACUUGAUCAUAGCCUUAGUGGCACUUCUCUAUGUCUAUUUGACAUGGAAUUUCAAUUACUGGUCCAAACGUGGAGUUCCAGGACCAAAAGCUAAAGUGUUUCUUGGUGACUUACCAAAUGGAAUCAUGAGAAAGCAGAAUGUUGCUUAUGACUUCCAAAAAAUUUACAAAGAAUUCAAGGCCAAGACUCCAUUUGUUGGAAUUAUUCAAAUGCGUGACCCUCGUUUAAUAAUUUUGGAACCUGAAUUAAUUAAAGAUGUUCUCAUCCGAAAGUUUCAUUACUUCCGUAACAGUGAAUUUUCAGAUAUGAUUGAUACAGAACAAGAUCCGUUGUUUGCAAAGAAUCCAUUCUUUUUAAAAGACGACGAAUGGAAAGAAAAGAGAGCUGAGAUCACUCCAGCAUUUACUGUGAAUCGCAUGAAAGCACUUUAUCCACUUAUUCAAGAUGUAAGUACCAGAAUGGUUAAGUAUAUUGCCAAUGAGUCCAAAAAAUCCAAACCAUGUGACGCUCGUGAAUUAGCUGCAAAAUACACAACGGAUGUGGUCAGCAAUUGUAUUUUUGGCGUCGACGCUGAGUCAUUUACCAAGGAAAAUGCUGAAAUUCGAGAAAUGGGCCGAAAGUUGCUGUCACCAUCUACAAUUGUUUUCAUCAAAUUAGUACUCAUUGGCUCAUUUUCAAUCCUUAAAAAAUUCAUGAAGGUUCAAUUCACAAAGAUGGAAAUUCAACAAUUCUUUGUCGACUUGAUGAAGCAGGCACUAAAGUAUAGAGAUGAAAAUAAAGUCCAACGUGAAGACUUCCUUGACUACAUCAUUCAAUUAAGGAACAAGAAGCAUAUAAAUGAAUUGGAGAUGGCAUCGCACACGAUCAGCUUCUUUAGUGAUGGUUUUGAGACGUCGUCGAUUGCUAUUUCACAUGCUCUUUAUGAGCUUGCAAACAACAAACGUGUCCAGGAUAAAUUACGUAAUGAAAUCAACAACAAUCGUGACGAAAACGGACAACUAAGUUUCGAAAAGCUCCAAGAAAUGUCUUAUCUUGAUCAGGUGUUUCAUGAAGCUUUACGUAUGCAUCCACCUCUUGUGACGUCAUCAAAAAUGUGCUCGGAAAAUGUUGAUUUGGAAUAUGAUGGAAAGAAAGUGACGGUUGAGAAAGGAAUUAAUGUUUAUAUCCCGAUUUUGGAGGUUCAUUAUGAUCCUGAGAACUUUUUGGAACCAAAGAAAUUCCACCCUGAGAGAUUUGAUGAUGGCGCUAUGAAAGAUUAUGUCGAUCGAUGUGUAUUUAUGCCUUUUGGUGGUGGUCCGCGAAUCUGCCUUGGCAUGCGAUUCGCCCUCUUACAAAGUAAAGCCGCUCUAGCUACAAUCAUCGGAAACUAUGUAGUCACUGUCAACCAAAAAACCCAAGAUAAUCCAUUCGUCAUCGACGCAGCUGAAUUCCUUAACAUUAAAACUGGAGGUCUUUGGGUGAAUUUUAAGCCUUUGAAUUAG